AUGAGCGACAUCUUAAGCAUCGGCGGAGAACCAGUCUUCGACGAUCGCAUCGUCAAGAUCGAGACUCACACGUACAACCAUUACGCCAAUACCACGUUCGGAAAUAGCGACGAGAUACGAAUUCCUAUACAACAGGAUCUGUACACGUUACCGUGCGAGAGUUUUCUCUACGUCGAGGGCAGACUCGAGUCGAAGAAACCGUCGGGCGCGGAGGGAGAAGGCGCGCCGGCGACGAGGCUGAUGAACAAUUGCGCGGCGUUUAUGUUCGAGGAGAUUUGCUACGAGCUUGACGUGGAGAUCGAUCGAAGCAGAAACGUCGGAAUAAACGAGCACGAUCAAGAAUUACGCAUCGCUGACGGUCGAGAGAGGCAAGAUAUUACAGAACGCUGGAUGGGACUUAUCAGCAAUAACUCAUUCGCCGAUCGGCGAUUUCAACUUUUGCGUACCCCUCAACGUGUUGCUAGGUUUCUGCGAGGAUUACAAGCGCGUCAUACAGUGGCGAAUGCCUCAUAUAGUGCUAAACGACGCGUCAAUAAAUUAACGCUAUUGCGCACGUUGGACAGCAGACGAUACCUGAGCGUCGCUUUCCGUUCGCGGGAUCUCUACGAGUUUCCACUUUUACAAAGCACGACCAAACACUCGUGGGUGGUCAAAGCGGCGAUGCAGCUCGGGGAACCGCGAUACGUUAUCUUUGCGCUACAGUCCGGAAGAAAGAACGUUCUGUCCGAGGAGCCUUCUCUAUUCGCCGAUUGCAAACUGACCAACAUCAAGCUGUAUCUUAAUUCUGAUUUUUAUCUCUACAACGAUAUGAAUCUGAAUUUCGAGAAGCGCAAAGUUGCCGUGCUGUAUGACAUGUACUCGAGAUUUCGGAGAACGUACAACAGAUGCGAUAACGACGAGGCGCUUUUAAAUCUGAAGAAAUUUUUAGUCUAUGGCCCGCUCGUGGUCAUCGACUAUUCUCGACAGAACGAAUCGAUCAAGAGCGCCACCGUGGACGUUCGUAUAGAGUUCGACUGCAAGGAGAAUGUCCUCUCUAACACCACAGCCUACUGUCUCAUUAGUCACGAUCGAGUGGUGGAGUACAAUCCGCUCGCCAACGUCGUGCACAGAAUCGUGUAG
This is a messenger RNA of Formica exsecta, 1119 nucleotides long. RefSeq lists its product as uncharacterized. The record is from RefSeq and is a predicted model, not a curated record. Bases 1 to 1119 code for a protein of 372 amino acids. The transcript has 2 exons. Lineage: Eukaryota; Metazoa; Arthropoda; Insecta; Hymenoptera; Formicidae.